Lineus longissimus is the source of this 1182-nucleotide messenger RNA. RefSeq lists its product as uncharacterized. The record is from RefSeq and is a predicted model, not a curated record. Bases 133 to 852 code for a protein of 239 amino acids. NCBI's taxonomy places the organism in Eukaryota, Metazoa, Nemertea, Pilidiophora, Heteronemertea, Lineidae. The transcript has 8 exons.
CUUAUUUAGUAUUUUUAGAUCUCUGUCACUUCCAAUGACAGUUUAGUAUGUCCAAUAAAUACCCCACUAUUAAUUAUUUGUCAGCCAGUUCAACUUCUCUUCAACUUCAACACAUCCCCAGAGUCUCCAACCAUGUCGCUGUCAGACCCUGAUCCUGAUUAUGUUGAGAUCAUUGAGCCAGUUGUCUACAAAUUCUGUGAUAUUAAAGAUCGGAUGACCACAGCAUGGCAAGAAGUAUUCAAAGAUGAAAGAGAUAUUGAGGUUCAUAAGGGAGACAUCUUCAAAGAUGGACCAGCAGCUGAUGCAAUUGUAUCUCCAGCCAAUAGUUUUGGGUUCAUGGAUGGAGGUAUAGACAUGGCAUAUACAAGACAUUUUGGAUGGCAGCUGUCUGAGCGUCUUCAAAAAGUGAUUAGAAAAGACUACGAUGGAGAAGUUCUUGUGGGUCAAGCAGUCAUCAUACCCACUUUUGAAGGGGAACCAGAAGGGGAUGACUGGUCCCAGUACAACCAGGGACAAAUGAUAAAGUAUCUUAUCUGUGCACCAACCAUGAGAGUACCUCUAAAUGUGUCGGAGACGGCCAAUGCUUUUUUGGCAUUUAAGGCAGUUAUUUUAGCAGUGAAUAAACACAAUGCCAACCUCAAGGACAACCAGGAAAAAAUUCGAAGUGUGCUAUGCCCCGGACUUGGGACAGCUGUGGGCAAGAUGCCUGCAGACAGAUGUGCAUACCAGAUGCUGACCGCCUACCAGAUGUUCUAUAAGGGUGAACUCUCCGACCUGAAGGAACCAUCUCACUUGAUGCAUGUGCACAAUCAUCAUUUUGAUAUGAUCGAGUUCAAGAAACCCUCCACAUAACGACCUGUGACCUCCUGCUCGCUAGAUGCUACAUUAUGCAGUAUUGUGAUAAAAUGAAAUUGAAAAAUUUAAAAGGCGCCAAAAAUUUGCGGCUAACGAUGUCUUAAGCAUUCUCCUGUCAUCCUGGGAAGUCUUCCUCAAUAGUCUCCUUCCCUGGUAACAUGUAGAUGAGGAUCGAGUAUAUGUGAAGAUCAAGGACCCUAGCAGCAGCGGUUUCGUUCUUGCAAGAAUGAGACUGCUGAACAACUUGUUUCUAAAAUGCUCGUCCAGCCAUGUAGAUCUGGUCAGAAAAAUUUUGUAUUGUUAAUAAUAAACUCAUAUUGUUUGAAA